AUGGAGAAAUCUAUCGUUAAAGGUCUCAGUGACAAACUAUAUGAGAAAAGGAAGGCUACUGCUCUUGAAUUGCAAAAACAAGUUUCACAAUAUGUCAACGAUAACAACUACAGUCAAAUAGAUGAUAUUAUCAAUGAAUUAUGUAGAGAUUAUGCGUAUGCAUUACAUCAACCAAUGGCAAGAACAGCUGGUUUAAUGGGUUUAGCUGCAGUUAGCAUCGCUUUAGGAACAAAUAACGUAACAAGAUAUUUAUCUCAUAUUUUACCUCCUGUAUUAGCUUGUUUUUCCGAUCAAAAUGACCAAGUUCGAUUUUAUGCUUGUGAAAGUUUAUACAAUAUUGCCAAAAUUGCUAAAGGUGAAAUGCUAGUAUAUUUUAAUGAAAUAUUUGAUGUACUAUGCAAAAUCAGUGCUGAUAAUGAGAAUUCAGUCAGGGGCGCAUCCGAAUUAUUAGAUAGAUUGAUAAAAGAUAUUGUAGCUGAGAGAGCUUCUAGUUACAUCAGUGUUGUCAACAAUGAUCCACAGGAUCUACCACCAGCAACCAAAUUAGACAUCGUGACUGGGAAUGUUUACCAAGAGAGGUAUGAGCAAGGCUCAGUAGAUGCCAAUAUAUCCACUGGUGAUACUGUAAACCAAAAUAAUAAGAUAGUAGCAUUUUCAUUACCUAAAUUUAUUCCUUUACUUUCAGAAAGGAUUUAUGCCAUUAAUCCAGAUACAAGAACAUUCUUAGUAGAUUGGAUUAAGGUUCUAUUGAAUAACCCAGACUUAGAGUUGAUUACUUAUCUACCAGCAUUCUUAGGAGGUUUAUUUAGUUUCUUAGAUGAUUCUCAUGAAGACGUUAAAGUUGUGACACAUGAACUACUAAAUCAAUUGUUAAGUGAAGUAGUUAGAAUUUCAAAAAUUCAGAAAAAUAUUAAACAAGAAGAGAAAAUAUUGAGUAUGUCAGAAAGACAAGCAAAGCCUGAUAACUCUAGUGAAAACAACAAAAUAUCAAAAAGCAAUACAGUUACGUCAAAGAAAAUAGAUGGUUCAUUAAUAGCAGAAAAGAAGAAAAGUUUAUUGGAUGCUUUUGGACAAUUAUCAGUUAACAAACAAAGUUCUUCAUCUAUUCUGAAUAAUUAUUCCAGUAAUAUUACUACUAAUAGCUUAGAUUCUAAUACUAUUGACAACAGUAAGUCGCAACAAUUACCUGGUGAUGUUUCAAACAUUAGCAUCUCCACCGGAAUUAGCAAUGACACCAUCAAUAACAACAAUCACAACAACGACGAUAUGAACAAAGAUAAUAUUGAAUUACUGAAAGCAAAUGAACAAAUUCCUUAUUAUUCUCAAUCUAAAAAACCACGUUUUGGUGAAGAAUAUAUUCCUGGACAGGAUAUUCAUAUCGAUUUCUCUAAUAUUAUUGAAAUAUUAAUCAAUAAUUUGAGUUCUUCCGAAUAUGAGGUUAGACUAGUGUCUUUACACUGGAUUGAUUACUUGCUGAAUCUAGCUGCUAGAGAAUUUAUUCCUUAUCUAUCUAAGAUAUUAAGUCUUUUGCUGAAAUUAUUAGGUGAUUCAGAUAAUAAUACAUCAGAAUCAGCAAAUUUAGUAAACUCAAAGUUUAUUGCUCUAUUUAAUGACGAACAUUUUAUGAAGGAUUCGAGUUUGAUUGCAUAUAGUUCCUUGAUGAAUAGUUUGACAUUACAAUUUUUUGAUAGUAAAGUUGAUACUAAAAUAGCAUGUCUUGAUUGGUUGUUGUUAAUUUACAAAAAAUCACCAGACAAAAUCUUAGAACAGAAUGAAAACAUGAUAAUGAUAUUGUUAAAAUCCUUAUCAGAUAACGACACAAGGUUAACAGAAAAAUCCUUAGGAAUAUUAAACACAUUAUGCAUUGACCCGAAAGAUAUUUAUUUGAAACGUUUUUUACAUGAUCUACUGGACUUAUUGAGAAAAGACUCAAAACUCUUUAAGACCAGGGCCAACUACAUUAUAAGACAAAUAUGUACCCGUUUAUCAUCAGAAAGAAUUUACAAAGCUAUUUCAUCGAUUUUGGAUACAGAUGAUGAUAUUGUUUUCAGUAGAAUGAUGAUUCAAAUAUUAAGUGCCAACUUAGUAACAUCUCAAGAGGCAGCUGACCUAAGAAAAAAAUUAAGAUAUGGCGAAGAUACAUAUUUUUUUAACAUUCUGUUCAAGCUAUGGUGUCACAAUCCUGUUUCGGUUUUAUGUUUGUGUUUUGUUGCAGAAAAUUAUGAACUGGCUUAUAAUGUACUACAAUGCUAUGUAAACUAUGAUUUAGGGAUGAGUGAUCUUGUUCAGUUAGAUAUGCUAGUGCAAUUACUGGAAUCACCAGUAUUUACUAGAUUAAGAUUACAACUGUUGGAGCAACAAAAGUUUCCUUACUUGUAUAAAUGCCUAUAUGGUAUUUUGAUGAUCCUGCCACAAUCAAAAGCCUUUGAUAUUUUGAACAGGAGACUAAGCAGUAUAACUAAUUGGGUUUCUCAAAGUAGCUUCAAUAAUACUGUAUAUGGUUCUUCAAGAAAUGGUUCACAUUCAACUAUAGGAACUGAUUCCUCACAGAGAUCAGUUUCCAAAAAUAAAUAUUACAAUCAAGAGUUAUUGGACCAUUUUAAUAAAGUUUUAGAAAAUGAAAGGCCAUCAUUAAAAUUAGAUAAUACAUAUGACGUUAAUAACGAAACAAUUAACGAACAUGAUCUAAAUAUUGGAAGAGUACCUAGUCAAACAGUGAUUGUCAAAAAUGCGGAAAAGAACAUCGAAUAUGACCAACUUAACUAUAAUUCGUCUUAUAAUGAAGAUAAUGAUAACUAUAAUAAUAAUAGUCAAACUUCCGAAUCAACUGAAAAUGAUAUUCCAUCAGUUAUUCAAAAGCCUACUAUUUAA
This is a messenger RNA of Tetrapisispora phaffii CBS 4417, 2871 nucleotides long. RefSeq names its product Vac14p (gene VAC14). Gene Ontology annotation, biological process: phosphatidylinositol biosynthetic process; positive regulation of kinase activity. The transcript has a single exon. Bases 1 to 2871 code for a protein of 956 amino acids. NCBI's taxonomy places the organism in Eukaryota, Fungi, Ascomycota, Saccharomycetes, Saccharomycetales, Saccharomycetaceae. The record is from RefSeq and is a predicted model, not a curated record. Gene Ontology annotation, cellular component: endosome membrane; fungal-type vacuole membrane; PAS complex.